ACGGCACGACCACCAAACAUCGUCCAUGCACGUUUCUUCAAUAAUAUUCAUUAAAAAUGUUUUUUCAGCUCUUCAUCUCCCUACUUCCUCUCUUUCUCACUGUAGUCUUCUGCUUAUUCGUCGCUAAAUCCUCAAAAUUGACGGCGAAACCUCGACCAAAUCUGCCCAAAUCAUAUCCGUUACUCGGUUCUUAUCUGGAAUCUAAAGCUAAUAAGAACCGACGGCUUGAAUGGAUAACGGGCUUCCUUCAAAGCUCACCCACUGCCACUUUCACGCUCCGCGAACCACUCGGCCGUAGACAGAUCUUCACCGCCAACCCGGCCAACGUGCAGCACAUGCUCAAGACGAAUUUCCCCAACUACCAGAAAGGUCCCAAUUCCAGGGGCACCCUCUUUGAUUUCCUUGGCGACGGUAUCUUCAACGUCGACGGUGAUUCCUGGAAGUUCCAGAGACAAGUUGCGAGUCACGAGUUUAACACCAAAUCGCUCCGUCGCUUUGUGGAAACCGUCGUCGAUGCUGAAUUAAGUGAUAGGUUAACUCCUAUGUUAUCUAAUGCCGCCAGGACCGGGACGGUGCUGGAUUUUCAGGACAUUCUUCAGAGGUUCGCCUUCGAUAAUAUUUGCAGAAUCGCUUUUGGGUAUGAUCCUGCCUACUUGAUGCCGUCUCUGCCGCAGGCAGAGUUCGCCAAAACAUUUGACGACGGCACAAACUUGUCCAGCGAAAGAUUCCGGACGUUUCUUCCGAUUAAUUGGAAAAUCAGGCGGUUUUUCGGAAUAGGAUCGGAGAAAAGACUCAAAAUUGCAACCUCUGAUAUCCGAGACUUCGCAAAGAACAUUGUCAGAGAGAAGAAACAAGAACUCAAGGAUAAAUCCUCGCUCGAAUCGGUGGAUCUCUUAUCGCGAUUCUUGAGCUCCGGCCAUUCUGAUGAAAACUUCGUCACUGACAUAGUCAUCAGCUUCAUUCUUGCCGGCAGGGACACGACAUCGGCGGCGCUAACGUGGUUUUUCUGGUUGAUUUCUCGACACCCAGAAGUUGAAUUGGAAAUUCUGAAAGAAAUCCGGGAGAAAUCCGAUUCGCCGAUUUUCGAAGAAGUGAAAGACAUGAUUUAUACCCACGCUUGUCUCUGCGAGACCAUGCGGCUGUACCCACCGGUCCCUGUCGACGGCAAAGUCGCCAUGGGUGCCGACGUUUUACCCGAUGGAACAGAGGUGAGGAAGGGGAUGGGGGUAGCUUAUCAUCCUUACGCGAUGGGCAGGAUGGAAAGCAUAUGGGGAUCGGAUUGGGCGGAAUUUAAGCCGGAGAGAUGGUUGGAGAGAGAUGCGGCGGGGAAAUGGAGCUUCGUCGGGAGAGAUUCAUACACGUACCCGGUUUUUCAAGCUGGGCCCAGGAUUUGCUUGGGGAAGGAGAUGGCGUUCUUGCAGAUGAAGAGAGUGGUGGCUGGGGUUCUGCGGCAGUUCAGGGUAGUUCCGGCGAUGCAGAAGGAUUUUGAGCCGGAGCUUGUGGUUUUUCUGACUUCUAAGAUGAAUGGUGGUUUGCCGGUCCGCGUUGAAGAGAGGGGUGAAUGUGAUUGAUGCAAGUUGUUUUUUGUUUUUUUUGGCUCGGCUGCUUCCUUUGAAUAAUAAUAAUAGUAUAAUACUGUAGUAAUUAGUUUGUUUCGCUCAUAUUUUUAGGGUUAGAAGUAAACUUUAAGAUUUUAU
Molecule: messenger RNA, 1697 nt
Organism: Rubroshorea leprosula
Lineage: Eukaryota; Viridiplantae; Streptophyta; Magnoliopsida; Malvales; Dipterocarpaceae
Source: the annotation of a GenBank genome assembly